Necator americanus (New World hookworm) is the source of this 351-nucleotide messenger RNA. RefSeq lists its product as uncharacterized. The coding region runs from base 1 to 351 and encodes 116 amino acids. The transcript is spliced from 2 exons. The record is from RefSeq and is a predicted model, not a curated record. NCBI's taxonomy places the organism in Eukaryota, Metazoa, Nematoda, Chromadorea, Rhabditida, Ancylostomatidae. Gene Ontology annotation, cellular component: cell surface.
AUGUCGAGAUACAGUUCUGUUUACAGACGUGAGCUGGUGUCGUUAUCAAAUGCAAAACAGUGUUAUCUGCCCCAACCAGGAGUAGACGACUUUGCUGUCGACUACACAACUUCGCUGUCUCUUCUCUACAUCGUGCCUCCUCUGAAUCACAAGAACAUUUCAAGCACGACACCUCAAAUGAAAUUCCUCGUGGCUCUCGCACUCAUUGGCGUCGCUCUUGCUAUGCGUGACCAGUCUAUCGCUGUACGUGGAAAACUGAUGUGCGGUCCGAAGCCGGCGUCAAACGUUCGAGUCAAGCUGUGGGAGGAGGACAGCGGUACUGUGCAUCCAGAACAUUCCGUUGCAUCGUAG